Messenger RNA from Ustilago hordei, 873 nucleotides. RefSeq lists its product as uncharacterized. NCBI's taxonomy places the organism in Eukaryota, Fungi, Basidiomycota, Ustilaginomycetes, Ustilaginales, Ustilaginaceae. The transcript has a single exon. The record is from RefSeq and is a predicted model, not a curated record. The coding region runs from base 1 to 873 and encodes 290 amino acids.
AUGCAAGCAUCCGCAAACUCGUUCGGCUGGCUCGCAAUCCGCAACUUCACCUACUGCCUCUCUGACCGCCCUGACCCACCUGACAAACCUCGAGGAGUUCAACCGAAAACCAACACUACCCCCUCUCUCUCUGGCUCCACUGCACAGACGCAACGACUCACUGGGAUGGGAGAUAGCGUUGUCGUGCUGUACCAUCCAGAACAGACGAAUAAGGCGAUUGCAUGGUGUAAUACACUGGUGGCGAUGCAGAGUGGAAAGAAUGUAAAAUGUCAUAUUGCUCUACCUACUUGUCAGAGGUGCGAUGCUGUGCGCUCUCCUACCACCGCCCCGCUCAAGCCGCAAGAAGAGAGGGAGAUGGGGAGUAAAGCUCCUAGUGGGAGGUUGGGAGAGAAACGUACCGCAGCUUCACCCCUCGUACCCGCCGGAGGGGCGGCAGACAAGCAAUUGGUUGCACUCCGAAGAAGAGCUUCGACAGGAAAGACUGACCCGAACGAUCCUUCAAUUCCUCCUCCCCAAAGUUACGAGAAAACAAUAGGAAAGCCUUUCGGAAGGGGUGACGAGUACCCGUUCGAUCCAGAACUCGAACCAGCGAUCGCAGAGUUUCAAGAUUACUGCGAAAACAAGCUGACCCUCGCAGUGAGGGCAGAUUGUCCUUUUCAUCUGGUCAAAGGAUGGUCGGAUGAGCCACCAUUUGAUCUGCAUAGGUUUUGUAUGAGCUUGAUGGGUAAUGACGGCCAUACACUGCACACGGAAGGAGGAGGGGGAAAACCGGCGCCACUAAAGGUAAUUGGGGAAGGAGGGAUAUUGGAUCCAAAUGAUCCAAUUGUGCCAUCUCAUGACGAAUCACCCGCUCCUCUGCAGCAGGGUCAGUAG